AUGGCUUUAGAAGAUGUCGACUCCCAGCGGCAGCAGUCAGAAACGAAGGCAGAUGACUCAGUCGAAGUCGAUGUCACCGAUGAGCUGGACUUUGUUGCUUAUUAUGAGCAGGCUAGUGGUCGUUUAGUAGUUGACCCCGAACAAGCGAAGGUCGAGUUUGGGGAGUUCUCUGGCCUCAGCCCGCCAACGACCCGAACGAUCCGCAAAACGCUCUGGACCGAUUUCCGCAAGACUAUGCACUUGAUCAUCAUUACAAUGUCUGCAGUCAUACCUGACUUCGACUCUGGAAUUGGAAUCGCGUCAAUAUUUGGGCUCGCUCAAACUUAUGAUACGACCUCAGGUGUCAUCAAUGAUCUAACAUCAAACUUGUUGAAGCUGGAGCAUCUUCCUUCUGGUCUAGGUUGGGGAGGCAUCUUCUGGGUCAUGCUCAUGAGACGCUACGGUCGGCUGCCAGUGCUCUUCUGGAGUCAGCUUUUUGCGCUUGCAUUCUUGAUUGGCGCCACAUUGGCACCGAAUCUAGCCACCUUUGCAGGUAUUCACACAACGUGUCCCCAGGUGACAGGUCUUUAUGUCGUGACGGAUAUCUUCCCCUUCCAUCUUCAAGCACGGAAGUUGAACAUCUGGACUUCCGGUUUUGUUAUAUCUCCUUUCCUAUCACCAUUUGUAUUUGGCUUUCUUGUGGCGCGUGUGAGCUGGAGGUGGGCCUAUGGUAUAGGAUCUAUCUACAGCGCCAUCGUAUUGUUUCUUAUUGCGUUUUUCAUGGAAGAAACUAUGUACGAUCGUCGCCUCAUAUCGAAGCCACCGCGAACUUCCACAGGAUUGCGAUAUCGAUUUGAAACUUUGAUAGGUGUCACUGGGUACAUGAUGGCGGAAUACAGAUCACGAUGGUCGGAGGUUCUAUUUGCAUCUUUGGAUGUCGCUUGGCGUCCUCAGUUUUUCUUCGUAGUUCUCUUUGAGGCAUUGGUUUUCGGGUUCUCGAUCGGUGUAAAUACGACAAAUGUUGUCUUCAUGGGAUCUCCUCCUCCCGUCGGAUUUGGCUUCAGUCAAUAUGCCGUUGCUGGAGCGUAUGCGACUCCAAUUGCAAGUUUUUUUCCCAUCUACGAAGUUGCUGUCCUUUUUGGCGAGUUCAUUGGACGUCACGUGAAUGACUUCAUCAUGAAUCUGAAUAUUCGCAAAAAUGGUGGCUUCUUCGAGGCUGAGAGCCGCUUGUGGACCUGUUAUUUAGCCAUGCCGCUUUAUAUCUGUGGCUUUUUGACACUGGGUGCUGGGAUACAAAAUCUCAGCGAAGCCGCUCUCAUCAUGGGCUGGGGCAUUGCAUUUGUUGCAAUCACCCUCAACACUGUUGCAGUGUAUGCAUACUGCAGUGACUGCUUCCCUCGCAGGGCGGGCGAAGUCAGUGCCCUCUUAAACUUUGCAAGAUCAGUGGGUGGUUUUGCAGUCGCAUAUUUCCAAGUCCCAUGGGCUACAAAAUCUGGAGCAUUGACGGUAUUUGGUGUUGAAGCAGCGCAAGUGAUAUUGCUCGACACACUUGAAGCGCCUGACGUUUUUUAA
This is a messenger RNA of Suillus subaureus, 1551 nucleotides long. Its product is annotated as major facilitator superfamily domain-containing protein. The coding region runs from base 1 to 1551 and encodes 516 amino acids. The record is from RefSeq and is a predicted model, not a curated record. The transcript has 20 exons. Gene Ontology annotation, biological process: transmembrane transport. Lineage: Eukaryota; Fungi; Basidiomycota; Agaricomycetes; Boletales; Suillaceae. Gene Ontology annotation, molecular function: transmembrane transporter activity.